AGUGUGUGCGUGCGCACGUACCAGGGCAUGUGAGAAGGUCCUGCUCUAUUUCAAGGGAAUAACAGUGUUUUCCAUUCUGUAGAUACCAAUCUCUACAAAUAAUGAGAGAAGACACACAGGGAAGAGAAAGGAAGACACAGAGUGCCUUCCAAGAUGGAAACAUUCCAUAGUGAAUAUAAAGAAGACACACAGGGAAGAGAAAGGAAGACACAAAGUGCCUUCCAAGAUGGAAACAUUCCAUAGUGAAUAUAAAGAAGACACACAGGGAAGAGAAAGGAAGACACAAAGUGCCUUCCAAGAUGGAAACAUUCCAUAGUGAAUAUAAAGAAGACACACAGGGAAGAGAAAGGAAGACACAAAGUGCCUUCCAAGAUGGAAACAUUCCAUAGUGAAUAUAAAGAAGACACACAGGGAAGAGAAAGGAAGACACAAAGUGCCUUCCAAGAUGGAAACAUUCCAUAGUGAAUAUAAAGAAGACACACAGGGAAGAGAAAGGAAGACACAAAGUGCCUUCCAAGAUGGAAACAUUCCAUAGUGAAUAUAAAGAAGACACACAGGGAAGAGAAAGGAAGACACAAAGUGCCUUCCAAGAUGGAAACAUUCCAUAGUGAAUAUAAAGAAGACACACAGGGAAGAGAAAGGAAGACACAAAGUGCCUUCCAAGAUGGAAACAUUCCAUAGUGAAUAUAAAGAAGACACACAGGGAAGAGAAAGGAAGACACAAAGUGCCUUCCAAGAUGGAAACAUUCCAUAGUGAAUAUAAAGAAGACACACAGGGAAGAGAAAGGAAGACACAAAGUGCCUUCCAAGAUGGAAACAUUCCAUAGUGAAUAUAAAGAAGACACACAGGGAAGAGAAAGGAAGACACAAAGUGCCUUCCAAGAUGGAAACAUUCCAUAGUGAAUAUAAAGAAGACACACAGGGAAGAGAAAGGAAGACACAAAGUGCCUUCCAAGAUGGAAACAUUCCAUACUGAAUAUAAAAUAGAUUACACAAGGACUCCACCACUAUGGCGCCCUUCCUCCCCCUCCUCCUCCUCCUCUCCUCCUCUUCCUCUGUCCUCUCCAGUGACUGUCCAGAGGAUUGCUCUUGUCAGGCCCAGGGUUCCAUCUUCUGCAUCCAGCGUCGUUCCACCGUCGUCCCCCGCGGCCUCCCUUCCUCUGUGAAACAUCUCUACGUCUUCCAGAACGGCAUCAACACUUUAGCCCAGGAAGACUUCACAGGGCUGGGGGAACUGGAGAUGCUGGACCUGUCCCAGAAUAAACUCACGGAGGUCCCGGAUGGGGUCUUUGAAACGCUAUCUUCGCUGAGGAAUCUCGAUUUGUCCGCAAACUACAUUACCCACAUCGCCAAGGAUAGCUUCUCCGGAUUGGUGCAACUCGAGAGGCUGUAUCUCCACGGCAACCUCAUCAAGAGCAUCCAAUCGGAGGCCUUCGAAGUUCUGGAGGAUCUUCUGGAACUGAAGCUCCAGGGGAACCAGUUGACCGGUCUCCCAAUGCUCCGUCUCCCCAGCCUUCUCCUCCUUGAUCUCAGCUUCAACUCUCUCCCGACGCUGGGUCCCCAAGACCUCCAGACCCCCCACCUCGAGUCGCUCAAAGUGGCUGCGUUGGGGCUCACCACCCUGGACUCAGAUCUGAUGGCCUCCCUGGGGAACCUCCAUGACCUUGAUGUGUCCCAGAACCAGCUGGAGGGGAUGCCUGAAGCAUUGAAGGCCACCCGGGGGCUGAUCAAGCUCAGCCUGGCUGCCAACCCCAUUGGGGAGCUCCGGAACGAGGACUUCCAGAGUCUGGUGGGUCUCCAGGAGCUGGAUCUCAGUGGGCUGAACCUCCAGGGCUUGCCCCAGGGUUUCUUCCAGCUCUUCCCCAGGCUGGGGCACCUCACGGCGGCCGAGAAUCCCUUCAACUGUCUCUGUCCUCUGGCCUGGUUCCCUGGCUGGCUGAAAGAGAAGAAUGUGGAUCUGGGACGCACAGAGGAGACAAGGUGCCACUUCCCACCAGUGAAUGCUGGCAAGGUGCUGGCGGCGCUGGACCAUCAAGAUUUCGGCUGUCCACCUACGACCACUGUCAUGACGAAUGCCCUAGGGGAGGGGAGUACUUCCGCACCCCCCAUUCCGACUACAUCCCCUGGAAACACACAUACCAACGCCAUCCCCCCACCUCCGCCAUUCCCUAGUGAUGAACCAUCCUCAACGGAGACAGACAUUGAGAGUCGUCCCCCUCCUCCAGCUUCUCCGACUACCGCUUUCAGGGAUGAGGGCCACAUCUGCCCGCCGAACAUCUGCCUCAAUGGGGGUACGUGCCGCUUCGAUCCUCUGGGACAGCUUGGAUGUCUCUGUCCCCGCGGAACUAUGGGCUUGUACUGCGAGAACCUGGAGUCGUCUAAACACAACCAGCCACCUCUCCAAACCUCCGCCCCCGAGGUUAUGGCAUCCAUGGUCGCCCCCAUUGUAACCUCUGAUCCCAAUGACAUCAGUUCCCGUCAGGUGACCUCCACGUCCAUCCUCCUCGACCUGCACCGUUUCCUCGAGACGAGGCCGCACAUCCGCGGAAUUAAGCUGACCUACCGGAACCUCUCAGGGCCCGACCGGCGCCCCAUGUCCCUCAGCGUCCCCGCCUCGUACCCAGAAUACACCCUCCGAGGGCUCCGGCCCAACUGUACCUACUCGGUGUGCGCCAGCCCCCUGGCAGAGAGGGUGAACGGGGGUGGAGGCGGUGGAGGUAGCCCUACCGAGGGAGGGUCUUGUAUGGAGGCUCGUACCGAGGGAGGUCCCCAAGCUUCGUCCUUGGAGCCCCAGGUGGAUGAUCAGAGCCAGCUCACCUACACCCUCAUCCCAGCCUUGGCUGCUCUCGCCCUGGUCACGGGGGUGGCGGUGGUGGCCAUCCUGGUUCUUUUCCUCCGAAGGAGACGGGCUCACAUGGCGCUGGAAGGGGGUGAGAUGGGACCAAUGGAACUGGAGGGCCUUAAGGCUUGUCUGGAGAACGGAGUGGGGAACGGGGGCACCCUACCCCACAAGGGAGCGGAUAUCGCCCCCUGUCACACCUCCAUCCCGACCCAGCCACAAAAUGGCGGAUCGUCACAUCCCCUUCCACAAAAUGGUGGUUUAGAAUAUGAGGCCCCCCUCAUGAAGGGACAGGGGCACUGUCCAUCGAAUAAUAAUGUGGCAUCCUUGAAGCCAUCGUAUUUCUAGAAACUCAGUCUGUUGUCUUCAUGGAUUUCUUAAUAUUUCUCAAUGAGACUCAAUGUACUCAAUGACAUUCAGAGCUAUGGAAUGGAACAGAAGUAACUACCCCUGUAGAGGGUAACGCUACGCCCCGUUAUCUCUAAGUGGAUGGGAGGACUCUACCAUUAUGAGGCAGUGAAAGGGGGGUGUUUUAGCUCAUCCAGCAGAGUUCAAGUUGAUAGAAAUGUAACAAGUAUUUAAACCUAAAGUGCAAUCGCCAUGCCAAAAGGGGUCUUAUAAUCGGACUGAAAACGGAAGUGCCUUCUUGCAUUGACAUGAUAUGCUGUAAUAAUGAUGCUUUUAUUUUUGAAAUGUUGAUGUUUUGAAAAGAGCUGCAUUGAAUGAGUUUGCAAUCCUUUUGCUGGAUCAGGAGAUUGGGAGAGCAGGGCUUGUGGAGGUAUGGGGAAGGCACAGAGUCAAGGUUGGGAGGAGUAGAGGUGGGGUGCAGAGGUAGAGAUAGAGACACAGGUGUGUGUGUGCUCUGUAGACUGUUCAGCACUUCCGGAAAUGAACGAGGCACCCCUCCCCACCUGCCCCCUGGGAUAACUUGCAGUGAAGAGAAGAGAAUCUCUCUGCAACAGGGUGAAAUGCUGAUUCUGUAGAGAUGGUACCACGGAUAGAAUAGAGUUUUAGACGACAUUACCACCAGUCAGAUUUCCCUUCAUCCUGCUACCCCCCCCUUACGGUUGGUGCGUUCAUCUUAACUAGGUGGGACAACCACAUAUCACAGUCGUAAUGAGUAUGUUUUUCCUCAAUAAAGAAGCUAUCGGUCAAGUCAGUGCUAGUAGGGGAAAAAAACUAGAAAAGACUAGUGCUCUGGUCAAAAGUAGUGCACUAUACAGGGAAUAGGGUGUCACUUGGGACGAAGCCUCUGUCCUUAGCGGCGUGGUCAGUAGCUGUGAUGGACGCUAUUUGAAGGUUGUUGUCGAGCGGGUUUCAUAUGAUGUUUUUGUAAAGUGUUUUGUAUGUAUUGUUUUAUCAUGGAUUUCUCUGUUGCUGCCAUGCUGUUUCUCCUGUCUUGUUGUCGUCAGAAAUGUUGAUGCUGUAUUGAAUUGUGCUGUUCCCUCGACACGGCAAAGGGUUGGGGUCCAUUUCAUUUCAAUUCAGAAAGUUUACAAUUGAAAGGGUUUAUUUACUUUUAAAGAUGAGUUUUCCUUUGUUAAAUAGGUCAUAUUCCAAUUCACCUGAAUUUACUGAAUUUAGAUUCAAUUUACCCCUACCCAAAACGCUUCACAUUUUCAUCAUGUAGAAAUUGUUCACCAAGUAAAUGUGAAUAAGAAGUAUCAGAAACAGCACAGACUCUGAACUCUAAACUCCCACACUCUUCUUCUUUACUGUCUAAAACUGUCUGCCAACUACAAUAGCCUGCCAAAGCUACAUAAGGACAUGGUUAGCUCCAGAAACACCAAUCCUUGUCCCAAAUGACACCCUAUUCUCUACAUAGCACACUACUUAUGAACAGAGUCCUAUGGGCCCUGGUCAGAAGUAGUGUACUUUAGAGAAUAGGAUCCCAUUUGGGACACAAACCUAGUCUCUUUUUGAACAAUCAAGCUCCAAAACUGUCCUCCAAGCUCUGUCACCGCAAACCCUGAGCCAUUAAAGUGGCACACACACAUGCCGAAAAAAGCACCAGAGUUCAAAGACUUUGAGAGCAAUUUACUAUAUGUGUCGAAGGAGUGGAAACCAGUCAUUUCCUUGACUUGCUACUGACUGUGGCGUUUUGAAGAUAUGGCCGCAGUUAACCAAUGAGAUCCCCAGUAUCUUUUUAUUGUUUUAUUCUCUCUCUUUCUAUUUUCCUCUUUCUUUGUCUGUUUUUGUCUCUAUCUGCUUCUCUCUCUCUCUCUCUGGCUCUCUCUCUCUCUGACUCUGUUAUUCUCUCUCUCUCUCUCUCUCUCUCUCUCUCUCUCUCUGUCUCUUCUCUCCUUUUCUCUUUAUUCUAUUUUCUUUCUCUCAUUCUCUUUCCUUUUCUUUCUCUCUCUUUGUUUCCUUCACCCCUCCCUUUGUCUCGGUCAACAAGGUUCUUGGCCGUGUUUUCGGGCCUGUUUUGCUUGCCUGCAGCCAACUAGACUAUGAAAAGUUCAUACGGAAUGAAAAUCACGCCGUUCUGAUACAUUUAUCUUUGUUUCCUGUCUUGGAGAAUGGGAAGUACAAAUGUGUCACCAUUCAAUUUCUUUUUCUGUUUUCUUUCUCUCAUUUUUGUUGAUGUUCUUUUCUUUUCUUGAUCCCUCUCUGUCUCUCGCUCUGCCUCUCUGUCUCUCUCUCUGCCUCUCUGUCUCUCGCUCUGCCUGUCUCUCUCUCUCUGCCUGUCUGUCUCUCUCUCUGCCUGUCUGUCUCUCUCUCUGCCUGUC
Messenger RNA from Oncorhynchus mykiss (rainbow trout), 5568 nucleotides. The record is from RefSeq and is a predicted model, not a curated record. Lineage: Eukaryota; Metazoa; Chordata; Actinopteri; Salmoniformes; Salmonidae.